UGCACUCUCAGAGAGAGAAAGAGAGGCGCCGAACCAAAUCCAAAAUCUGCAGUAAAACUACGUACGAAUGUCCAGGCAGAAGAUUUAGCAUCCAGCUAGAGGCUGAAACACUGCCACUUUCGGCAGCAUAAGUUGGAGUAGCCAAGUGGGAAGAUCUGGACUCUUCAGCUGUGGCUCCCUAGAGCUGUUUGAUGAUUAAUAGUGCUGAUAUCGGAGCAUUCCUGGAAAGAUAAGGCUACGUGGACCGAAGUCGACAGGGUGGAUCGCAGUGGAGAGGCUGAGUGUGAGAGUAUGGGUGAGCUGGAGGGAGAGAAGGACUGGCGAAAGCUGGAGACACACUUUGAGGUGAAGGUCUUCCUCACAGUGCUCUAUAGCCUCAUCCUCGUACUGGGCAUCGUGGGAAACAGCAUCACCAUUCAUGUGGCUCAAGUGCUCCAGAGAAAUGGCUACCUACAGAAGAACGUUACAGAUCAUAUGGUGAGCCUCGCCUGCUCUGAUUUGCUGGUCCUGUUGAUUGGCAUGCCCGUAGAGCUCUACAGUGCUAUCUGGUUCCCUUUCACCUCCGCCUCUGGGAACGUGUCCUGCAAGAUCUACAAUUUCCUGUUUGAGGCGUGCAGCUACGCGACCAUCCUGAACGUGGCCACACUGAGCUUCGAGCGCUACAUGGCCAUCUGCCACCCGUUUCGCUACAAGUCGCUGGCACACACCCGGACUGCCCACCUCAUCCUGGCUGCGUGGCUCACGUCGGUGCUCGUUGCUGUGCCGCUGCUGGUCACCACAGGGACGGAGGGUCACGUUGUGGAGCCUGGAGGGGCUCCAGCACAGAAUCUGACGUUUUGCACUAACCUGAUGGACCACUGGAGGAUGUACCGCUCCAGCGUCUUCGGGGCCUUUCUCCUCUACCUGCUCAUCCUGGGAGGCGUGGCCUUCAUGUGCAGGAGCAUGGUCGCUGUGCUGAGGGCUCCCAUGGUGACAGCAGACACUUCGGCAGGUGGAGGGGAAGUACGAGUACCCAAGCACGAAAGUGCAAGGCUCAAAGCAUCCCGCAAACAGACCAUCCUUUUCCUAGUGUUGAUCGUCUGCAUGCUGUUUGUGUGCUGGAUGCCCAACCAGGCACGCCGUCUGAUGACAGCAGCUGUUCCCAAGUCGAUGUGGACGAGGGACUACCUGACAGUGUAUGCCGUGCUGCAGUCUGUGGCUGACACCUUCUUCUACCUGAGCUCGGUGCUCAACCCGCUGCUGUACAACCUCUCCUCGCGGCAGUUCCGUGCCGCCUUCCUACAGACCCUGCGCUGCCGCCUCGCCGUCCAGCACGUCAACAAACGCAGGCUGGAUGAGCACAAUGCCUCGCUCGCCUCCAGCCACCUCCGGCGCCCCCUGUUGCGCAUGUCCUUGCGCCGAAGCGCACUGCCCUCCGUCCGGACAGCCCAUUCUGUGAGCCAGAGUGCAGGGGGUGGCCCCGUGGUCCAGGUCUUAACUCCGCCUCCAUCUGUCACCUCGGAGACGGAAACAUCAGAGUGCCAGUAGAUCAGGCUGGGGCUCCUCCUACCCAAACUGCCUCUCCAAUUUUUAAAGCACUAUAAGACAUGCAGCCCUCAUUCCUUUCUUGUACAACUCCAAUCCUGUAAAUACUACUAUUUCAUAACCUGUUGUUUGCUUGCAUGAGAGACUGUCAGCUUUGACAGAUAUAAGACAUGUAGUCUGAGUACCUUGCUAAUGUCAUCAUUCCUCUUCCUGGCAUCAUGGUUUUUUAACACUUUCCUCACUCUUGGCUUUCUCCCAAUUAUAGCUGUAAUUUGGCAUUUUUGAAAGGCUGCCAUAGCUGUUUUGUUACUUGCCUUGGUUGCCUGAUCUCAUGCCUGUCUCAGCAGCAGACAGUCUCAUCAAUAGAGCUUUGAUAACAUCCCUACUGCAUGGUUCGGUGCGUGCACCGUCACUGCUGAAAAAACAUUAAAGACCUAAUCUGGA
Messenger RNA from Electrophorus electricus (electric eel), 1968 nucleotides. The record is from RefSeq and is a predicted model, not a curated record. Lineage: Eukaryota; Metazoa; Chordata; Actinopteri; Gymnotiformes; Gymnotidae.